ACCCAUUAUCUUUAACUAAUUUGCUCAACCGAUCAACAAGGAUUACAAAAAAAUAAUCUUGUAAAAAAAAAAAAAUGGAGAAUACUAGAUAUAUAAUUUCUUACGUCUAUUGUCUUUCUCUAAACCUUUUAUUUGCUCACGAUACACAGCAUUAUCUUCCUUUGAUAAUUUUAACUCUGUCACGAUAUCAUAAUAAUCGCCACUAUUUAUUUUAUUUAAUUGUUCUUGAGUUUACUUUAAUUCAGAUUCUAAAAGAGAAUAUCAAAGAUUAAAACUUUUUUUUUUUUCCCAAACCAGCUUCAGAUAAAACAUUAUCUGAUUCUAUAUUAUGAAUUAUUUCCCAGGAUGCAUUUUCAUUCUUAGCAAUAACUUGAUGGUUAACAAUGGAUUUAGUUUUAGAAAUAAAAAUAUAAGAACCAUCAUUUUUAUUAUUUAAAUAAGAAUAAAGUGUCAUUAAAUUGCAUUUUAAUGAAG
Rhizophagus irregularis DAOM 181602=DAOM 197198 is the source of this 474-nucleotide messenger RNA. Lineage: Eukaryota; Fungi; Glomeromycota; Glomeromycetes; Glomerales; Glomeraceae. The record is from RefSeq and is a predicted model, not a curated record.